Molecule: messenger RNA, 4173 nt
Organism: Brassica napus (rape)
Lineage: Eukaryota; Viridiplantae; Streptophyta; Magnoliopsida; Brassicales; Brassicaceae
Exons: 4
Coding region: 1775-3769 (664 amino acids)
Source: RefSeq, a predicted model, not a curated record
UAUUGCUUGCAAGUAGGUAUUAAAAUGGGCUCAAUGGAACAACUCUAUACCAAAAUCUGUAGCCCUAAUUCUGAUUUUUGAAACAUGACUAAAAUGGCUAAGCAUAAUUAGUCUAUGAGUUUUAUAGGAUUUAAACUUUAAUCCAAUUAUUUUACUGCAUACCAUUUUGUAUAAUGUAUAAAUAUAUACUAAGACUUAUAGUUUGUUUGAUUUUAAUUUUCCCACCAAAACUAUAAAAUCAAAAUUUUAUGUUAAAACUGUAAAUUAAAAUUAAUUUAUGUAAAAACCGCAGAAACUGUUAAAGAUAAUGUUUGUGAUUAUCUAUUUAGAAAAUAAAGUAUAUCUUUUUUUUUGUCUUAUUAGUCAAAGUCGGUCUUUGACUGAUAUUUAUGACCGACUGAUGUUAUAUUUUAAUAUUUCUCUGUCACUAUAAAUAUGCAUGUAUCCUCUUGUUUAUUAAUUGAACAUCUGAAGUGAAAAAGCUACUUUCUCUCUUACAAAACUCUCUCUCUCUCGUUGUUUCUUUUUAGAAACACAAAAACCCAAAACACAAUAAACUCAUAUUACAUCUCUCUCUCCCCAUCGCUGUCCACUCUACUUUUAAUAUAAGCCACAUAUUUUUAACUGGUUUAUAACACGUUAUCAGCACGAAGCUCUGACCAACUGAAGUUUAUCAAUCCAAAAGUUCUUAAACCAGCUAAGAUAAUGUUUAAAUUUAUGUAUUUCAAUACACUUAAUUUAUUUAAAUUUUAUUAUUGUUUCGGAGUAAGAGGCUGGACCUUCUCCGUUCGGGAUGAUAGGCGCUGCCUUCCCCGACUGAUUGUUAUGGUAGGCUAUGCCUUCACGAUCAGAGAAACACGUGGUAGGCUUUGCCUCCGUGAAUAAAAAGAAAGGUCAAAAAUGGUAGACUAAGUCUCCUCGGACCUUAAAAUAAAUAAAGUCAAAAUGGUAGACCAUGUCUCCUCGGACUUUGAAAAAAUGAUCAAUAUGGUAGUCUAUGACUCCUCGGAUCAUGUGGUAGGCUGAGCCUCCCGAUUUUAUUUAUGCAAUUUAAAUUUCUGCAAUUUAAAUUUCUGCAAUUUAAGUUUAUGCUUUUAUUUUAUGCCUUUAAUUUCUGUAUUUAAAUUACUCAUUUAAAUUACGCAUUUAAAUUCUCGUAAUUACUAUAUUUAUAUAUAUUAUUCUAUGAAUACAGUUAUCAUGUCGAAUUUAACAAAGCUCGAAAUUAAUGCCCUGGAUAUUACGGGAAAUAAUUAUAGGGAAAAUUGGAUAAAUAGGACACUUUGAACUUGGAUUUGUCACAUUAGGAUUUCUAGAAGAUAUUUUAGGAAAAUAGGAUUUUAGAUCUUGUAAAAUACCAAAGUACCCUUAAUUUACCAAUUAUGUUGAAUUUAAAUUAUAAAUUAUAAUAAUUUUCGUAAUAGAUUUUAAUGUUAAAAUUAAAAUCUAUAAAAAUUAAAAAAUAAAAAAAACACUAAAUGGGAAAAAAGGAGACGCGGGAUGCCGCAAACCUAAUUCCCCUUUCUCUUUGUCUUCUCCGUCGUAGACUCGUCGCUCUCCCACGGCGAUUUAGGGUUCAACGGUGAGAAGCUCUGUUCUUCGUCGGUGUUUCAUCAGCCCGUGGUCUCUACUCUCGUCUCCGUCACCAUCCUUUUCGAUCUCACUGAAGACACAACGGCUGCGAAUCGUUCUUCCUCUUCGUCGGGUCAAAUCGAUUUUCGAAGUGUUCUUCCAUCAAUUUCGCCUCUCAAUCUCACAAUUCUUCACAGAAGCUAUGUCUGAGGAGCUACCGAAGAGGCUUUUUAAGGAGGGCGAGGAGCCCCGAGUUACUCAGAUCAACAACAACUGCAGGAUCGACUACAUAAUCCGAAAGUUCCAAGCGUGGCUGCCAAAGGAGUUGGAUGUCGUGAAGAAAGACCCGGUUUUUCAUCAGAUUUUUAAGCUCCAUGAGAAUGGUCUUGGAUACUCUGCGAGGGUGAUACACAGCUUCUUGUGUAGGGAGCUGGUGACUUUCUUACAGCACGAGCUAUGGUUUGUCUUUGCGAGGAGACCGCUUCGAUUCUCAUUGCAAGAGUUCCACGCCGUAACCGGGUUUGAAUGCGAUACUCACAUUUCGAUUGAGGAGUUUGAAGAGUGGAAAUAUGAUGGUGGUUUCUGGAGCAAGGUUUUGAGGAGAAAAGAUGGAACAAUUACACUCUUCAACCUGUGGACUAAGGACAAGGAAGCUGUAAAGAAAUGGAAGAAUGCAGAUCGCAUACGUCUUAUCUACUUGGCGAUCAUUCUUUGUGUGGUAUUGGCGAGAGAUGAGAAGGCUAAUAUCCCCCUGAAGUACAUCGCGGUGGUCAUGGAUCUUGACAGAGUUCGAAGGUAUCCUUGGGGAGUUGCUGCUUAUGACCUUCUCUGCAAAUCCAUAGCCAAAAAUCGUUCCCAACUGAAGGAAAAGACCACUAGCUAUGUCUUGGAUGGCUUCUCAUACGCCUUGCAGAUUUGGGCAAUGGAAGCGGUGCCAAAAAUCGGGAAGCUUUGUGGAAAAAAGCUGGAUAAGGGUUUCAAGGACGGUCCUAGAUGCAUAAACUGGAUGGGAGCUGCGAAGGUGUCAUAUGAGGAGAUCAUUCGCUUGGAGGAGAUUAUUACACCCAAGGAUGACAUCUACCCAUACAUCUCAUGGACAGGAAAUUAUGAUGUUGUCAAAGCUCAGGCGUUUCGCAGAGAUGAUGAUGUGGAGGAUGACAGAAUCAAGGUUCUGAUGGAGAUGAUAAAGAAGGGGCAUGAUUUUAGUGAGCAUGUUUGGGAAACUGAAGAAAAUGAAGUGAUUUCUUUAUCUCUCGAUGACGAAUCAGCUGUGAAUGAUGAAGCAAGCGUGAAUGUUGAAGCAGCCGAGAGUGAUGACGACUUUCAGACUCCGAAAGGAUCAAAAAACGUUGGUUCUAGAUCAAAGAGGGGUAAAAAGAGGCUUCCCGAUCGUGGUAUGGAGAAGAGAAAGCAUAAGGUUCUCGCAAGUGGCGCAAAGCAAGCUCCUUUUAAUGAAGACAUGAAGGCUUUUAUGACACAGUUGUUUGAGCACAACUUCUCUGGAAUGGAACAAAGGAUACAGAAACAGAUGGCCGAGACAUUUGAGCAGAUGCGGACAGAGCUUAAACAAUCACGUAAGGAAGCCAGCGUUGAAGUUGAGCUUGGAGAGCCUUCACCGACAAAGCCAUCGACGAGCCAGGCACCGUUGAGGAGGUCCACACGCGGGGAUGGUUCCGAGACUACAUUCGAUGUGAAUUAUAGUGAAGCAGAUGAUUUGGGUCGCGGGAUAGGUACACAAGGGGUUGAAGGGCUUUCUCAGACGUCGUAUGUGCCAGGCUUUGAUCCAUCUCAGGACAAAAAAGAAGAAGACUGGUGGACUCCAAUGACUUCGGUCCGAGGUUCAGUGGAUAAUCCAGUAAAGAAAGAAAAGACAGAGAUGAAUACAGCUCCACCGCCGUCACAGUGGGAGAAAUGGUGCAAAAGAAAAGGUCAUGGACUUCAGCUUAGCGAUUCACCAUUGCCAGAAGAUGCUUCUCCGCAGGCGUCACUUUAUUAUAUCUCCGAAGAGUCAUGGAAAGGAUUCACGGAAUGGGCAUUAAAGCCUAUACCUUUAACAAUUGGUCCUACAUGCUUUAAUUUGUCUGUAGCUACAAGAGUAGUAAGUGCUGGAAAAUGGCUUGGAAACGAGGUAAUGAAUCUUGUACUAACCUUUAGUGAAUUUAUCUUCCUAACACUUCUUAUAUGCUAUAUUACUUAACUUUCAUUGUAAAUUUUUAGGAGAUGGAUGCGGUUAUGUUUAUAUGGCGUGUGAACACUACAUUGAAUCGUUGGGCCCCUCGGCGUGUUGCUUUCAUGAGUGCUAUGUUUUGCCUCCAAGUAGACGCUGCAUACAAGAAGUUUUUACCAAACAAAAAAGCCUAUCAAUUGCCUGAUUUCCUUCUUGGGUACGGCAGAGGAGAGCUUCCAUCUCAUGGGCGGACUGAUCUAGUUUGGGGUGUUGAUGUUGAUCGACUCUACUUUCCUCUGUUUGUAAAUGGUAACCAUUCAGUUCUUUUUACAUCCUAGUAUACAUUUCUUCGUUUACAAAUUUUUGUGGACACGAACGCAGGUAAUCACUGGGUUGGUGUCUGUGUAAACAUCAUUGAAAGAAAAGUAGAGGUC